AUGUCGGACUUACAAAAGCUUGAGAACACACAGAAGGCUUGUAAGAAGAUCCGAGAUGGAUUGGAGGCGUGGCUCGGAAAACCACUAAGUAAGAUAUGGUCGUGGUACGCAAAGUUUUUUUGAGUACAAAGUUCUUGAGUAGCCGUCACUCGAGUGACGGCUAUAUUUCUGGUGAUCACCAGAAAUAUAGCAAUAUAGCAGCAACUGCCUUUGAAGUGAUUUUGAUUCUACUUUCAUUCGAUACCCACUAGUAAGUUUAUAGGCAUCUCGUGGAUGCUGAUAUGCAUGCGGCACUCUGCCAAAACGCGGUUAAUUGGCGUGCGCUGAAAAUAACAUUUAUAACUAAAGUGGUAGAUGUUAUAUCAUUUAAGUACUUAAUUAAGCACUUGUGUGAUAUAUGUAUAUAUUUGUCACAUAAAAAAUGUGCAUUUGUGUAUCGUAUAAACUAUUAUUUACAUAGACAACAAUAGUCAGGCAUUAUCUGGAUCCACGUGGUCUUCAAAUGUUAAAGUUCUAAAUAAACUCAAAGGGAUUAUGGGUCGAAGUCAAUGCGUAAUCGCGAAUACUUUUUUAUUGUUUAAUGUAAACUGAAAUGUCCUGUUUGAAACAUUCUUUCGAAAAUGCUUUUUUAAUUUCUCUUUUUGACAAGAAGCUAGGCCUAAUCACAGUUGAAUCCUGUUUAUCACAUAAAUAAUUUGUAAUUUUCGGUUUAAGUCCCAGAACGGUAUUAACACCUUCCGUCAGUUAUAAAUUUUUCACAAGAGACUGUGCAUUUUUUUCUUAAGCAAAAAAAGGCAGCCACAAACAAGAUACACCCUUGUCAGAACUGGCCGCCGCAGAACAGAAAGCUGCGGAUUUGUUUCCGGAGCCUUCAUUGAGUACGUUUUAAUUUAAAUGGAAAACAUAUUUGAAAACUGCAAACUGUUUAUCAAACAGUUUUAAAUUUUUCUCUAGCAAUUUAAAUGAUAACACACUACAGUAAUUGCUUGUUUUUUUUAUUUAGAGACAACUAUGGCAGCUGUCAGUAAUGCAACUUCAGAGCUUGCCGCUGAGGAGCUAUCAUUUACUUCUGAGACAGCUGCAAAGGUUUUGUCAGUAAUCGACGCGUUUUUAGAGACGACAUAUCCUACACUCUCAGUAAAUAUUGCCUGCGCAUUAUGUUUCAAAAACCACUUUUUCAGACUUUUUCUUAUGUAUUUUUUCAUACGAUAUUAUAAAAGUCAGUAACUUUCCCGCUUUAUAUAGAUCUGGAGAGUUACUUCGUUUAUUAUUGAUCCAACGUUUCAGUUAGAAAGAGAAGUGCAACUUCGCUGAUUAAUAUUUUUACAUGGCUAUUGUGCUUUAAUUCAUCGACCAGUUUUUUUUUAUAAAUUUCAAGAAAAUCCCGUUUAAUAAAAAAAAUAGUACUUCGGCGACAUUGGCUUUAUUAUUUCGGCAAAAAAUACUGCAUUUUAUUUUGGAAAUUGGGUCAGGUUUGGCUUAGCUAGAUGUAAGAAAGCAGAGUGGAGUUCUGAAAGAACAUACAAAGAGAGUUUUUUAUAUCUUUGCCAUUUGUCUAUAUUCGCAUUUGAAAAUGAUCAUUAUCCAGUGGAACUGUGAAGUUUGACUGUUCUUUACCUUGUUAACGAAAUAUGUAUACAGUUUUUGGCAAAUUACUAUUCACUUUGGAAAACGGCGGUUUGAUGGCAGUCGGCCCUAUGUAUUUCACAAACACGCAAUAAACGACGUUUAUCGGUCUACAAAAUGCUUCACCAGAGGUGUUCUAUUCCAUUUAGAAAGAACUAAAAGCACAUGAAGCAUGCAAGACUGAUUAUGAAAACGCCUUGAAGAAAUGUGAGAAAGCCAGCAAGGUAGAUAAAAAGGAGAAAGUAAGUUUUACUUAAAAAAUAUCCUUUUAUCUCAUUUUCUGCCAUAUUUAUUACAAAUGUAUUUGUAAAAGUUUUAUUGCUUGUUUGGAAACUUUAACUUUAAGCGAAUUAUCUUUUGCUGUGAACACUAUUAGGCGGAAGCAGAGGUGAAGUUGAAGAAGCAACAAUUCGAUGGUCAAGCAGCCAGAGUAUCCGCAGUUAUCAAGCAACUGGAUAAUGCCUACGUAAGACAUUUAUCGUUUUCUUCCUUUCUUAUUACGCAGCGAUCAGUAUUUAGAUUGUGUAUAUUGUCUGCCGAAAUUUUUAAAUGUUGAAAUAUUCCGGCUGCAUAGAUUUAAAAUAAUAGGUUUUGCUUUUAUGUAAAGUCUGAGUGCGCGUAUUGUCCUUUGCAGCCACAACUUGAGAGUGCAAUGAUAGAACUUGUAGACCUUCUGGCAUUGGAACAUCAGAGGUCAGCCAACAUCAUGACGGAACUUUCGACAAGACUGAAAGUUGGAAAAGCGUAUGUUCCGUGCAUAAAUUAUAUGAUGAAAUUUUUGUAUAUCACCAAAUCACUUGAUUUUGUCUGGUUGAUAUUUUAGAGCAACGAAGACAACAUAG
Messenger RNA from Spirometra erinaceieuropaei, 2468 nucleotides. NCBI's taxonomy places the organism in Eukaryota, Metazoa, Platyhelminthes, Cestoda, Diphyllobothriidea, Diphyllobothriidae. The record is from the annotation of a GenBank genome assembly.